Aspergillus aculeatinus CBS 121060 is the source of this 1068-nucleotide messenger RNA. RefSeq lists its product as uncharacterized. The transcript is spliced from 6 exons. The coding region runs from base 1 to 1068 and encodes 355 amino acids. The record is from RefSeq and is a predicted model, not a curated record. NCBI's taxonomy places the organism in Eukaryota, Fungi, Ascomycota, Eurotiomycetes, Eurotiales, Aspergillaceae.
AUGAAUGCCAGCUCGUGCGCAACGACAGAUCGAUGGUGCAUCUGUACAGGGCAGAGCAUCUUGGAAACUGCACUUGGGUGCUACAGUUUGUCUUGCACUCCAAAGCAAAGCCUAUUCUCGACGAACUACACUCGUGCCGCCUGCGGGAUCCAUGAAGAGAGUAAGGCCAGCUUGACGCCUGCCCUGGCCGGCUCACUGGGCAUGCUGGCCUUAAUCAUGACCGGUCUGCGCAUGGCUCAACGAACCAUGAUGAAGCGAUCGUUUGGCUGGGACGAUGGACUAAUAGUGAUGGCCAUGCCAGUGCAAAAACACGGCCUCGGGACCAACAUCUGGACAAUCCCAUUCGAAGACAUUACUACCCAGCUCAAACUACUUCUCAUCGCCGAGAUCUUUUACAUGCCCGCCGAAGCCUUGACCCAGUUAUCCUUCCUAGCCUUCUACCUCCGCAUCUUCCCUCCCGGCAAUUUCCGAUACAUUGUCUACACCCUCGCUGGCAUCUCCGUCUGCUUCGGAAUCUCCAACACCUUGAUCAUGAUCUUCCAAUGUCUGCCGGUCUCCUACUUCUGGAACAGCUGGUCGGGGGAGGCAACAGGCCACUGCAUUGACAUCAACACCUACUCGUGGUAUCGCGCCGCGAUGCAGAUCGCGAUGGACCUGUCCAUCAUCGCACUGCCCAUCUACCCUCUGUCAAAGCUCGCGUUGAGCCGUCGAAAGAAGACACUCGUCUUGCUGAUGUUCUGCACGGGAUUCUUGAUCACCGUCGUCAGCUGCCUCCGCCUCCAAUCCCUCAUCCGCUUCUCCAAGUCCGCCAAUAUCAGCAUGGACAACAACCCCGCCAUCUACUGGAGCAUGGUAGAAUGCGACGUCGCGAUCGUGUGCGCCUGCAUGCCCUGUCUGCCUGCACUACUGAAGCCCCUCCUCCCCGCGUGCUUCGGGUCCCGGUAUUAUGCCAGUUCGGAUAACGAACGAACCCCGCCGGUCAAGCUGGAGCGGAUCCGCCGCAAGGAUGAGUUCAGUGUUCUGUCGACGGCGGUGUCGGAGGACGCCUUGAUGGCAAGUCGGGGGUGA